UUCACUCAUAGGCACCUGUCUCUGGUUUUGAUUCACAGCUGAAGGAAAAAUGUAGAAGCAAAGCAAAUAGAUGGACGAGCACCGUUGCACCUGAGCAAUGUCGAAGCUAUUUCUUCGAAGAACCACGCUCGUCUAUCCCGAGCUUUCCCCUUGGAUCAUUUCAAGAGUAUAUUGUUCGUCACCAUCUUCUUCUUCUUCUUCGCUAAUAUCUCCGUCCCCUUCUGAUCUUACAAACGCUAUUCUUAGUUGCCGAACCCCUUACCAAGCCCUCGGGUGCUUCAAUGCCUCUAUGAAACGAAUAAACCCGGCCGAGAAUGCCCAGCCCUUUUCCGCUAUCGUCCACGUCUUAACCAGGGCUAAAUUGUACACCAAGGCCAGGUGCUUGAUAAAAGACUUCAUCCAGAAGCUGCAAAAGUCUCGCAAGCCCCGCCGGGUCUGUCAUCUUGUUUUCACUGCGCUUAACCGGUUAGAAAGCUCCAAAUUCACUCCCAAUGUGUUUGGAGUGUUAAUCGUUGCGUUUUCUGAAAUGGGUCUUGUUGAGGAAGCCCUGUGGGUGUAUAAAAAGAUUGGAGCUUUGCCUGCAGUGCAGGCGUGUAAUGCGCUCUUAGAUGGGUUGGUGAAAAGGAGUAGGUUUGAGUCAAUGUGGGAACUCUAUGGGGACAUUUUAUCACGUGGGUUGAGUCCUAAUGUUGUGACGUAUGGCGUAUUGAUUGAUGGAUGUUGUAAGCAAUGUGAUAUCUCAAAGGCACGUAAGCUAUUCGAUGAAAUGGUUGAGAAGGGGAUUGAACCGACAGUCGUGGUCUACACAAGUCUUAUACGCGGUCUUUGCAGUGAGAGUGAAAUGGCAGAAGCAGAAAAGGUGUUUAAAAUGAUGCGGGAUUCUGGUGUGCUCCCCAAUUUAUACACUUACAACAUUCUUAUGGAUGGUUACUGCAAGAUGGCCAAUAUUAAACGAGCUCUCAACUUGUAUCAGGACAUGCUUGGUGAUAGCUUGUGGCCAAAUGUUGUUACAUUUGGUAUCCUAAUAGAUUCACUCUGCAAAUUGGGUGAACUGAUGGCUGCCCGAAACUUUUUCGUUUGUAUGGCUAAGUUCGGUGUUGUUCCUAAUGUAUUUGUAUAUAAUUGUUUGAUUGACGGCCACUCUAAGGCAGGGAAUUUGUCUGAAGCAAUGAAUUUGCAAUCAGAGAUGGAAAAGCUUGAUAUUUUACCAGAUGUCUUCACUUUCAGUAUUCUUAUUAAGGGUCUUUGCAGCUUGGGUAGAGCAGAAGAUGCAGAUUCUUUGUUUAAAAGUAUGAUAGAAAAUGGAGUCCUUGCUAAUUCAGUGACAUACAAUUCACUAAUUGAUGGAUUUUGUAAACAAGGCAAUAUGGAGAAGGCUUUGGAACUGUGUUCUCAAAUGACUGAAAAGGGUAUAGAACCCAAUGUCAUCACCUUCUCUACCUUAAUUGAUGGUUAUUUCAGGAAAGGAAACAUGGAUGCUGCUAUGGGUUUGUACUCGGAAAUGAUAAUCAAAAGUCUUGCGCCUGAUAUUGUUGCUUACACAGCUUUGAUUGAUGGAUAUAGUAAACAGGGUAACAUGAAAGACGCUCUCCGGCUGUACAAAGAAAUGCUACAGACAGGCCUCACCCCCAAUGUAUUCACGAUUAGUUGCUUGAUUGAUGGACUCUGUAAAGAUGGAAGGACUUCUGAUGCGAUCACACUUUUUUUGGAGAUAACUGGAGCUGCUUCCACCGGAGAUGAAAUCAAUAGAACAGAUAGUAGCUUCUGUUCCCCAAAUCAUGUGAUGUAUACAACUAUAAUUCAAGGUUUGUUUAGCGAUGGGCAGAUUUUCAAGGCCACUAAGUUUUUCUCAGAUAUGAGAUGCUAUGGUCUCAGACCAGAUAUCGUCACUUACAUUAUCAUGUUACAGGGGCAUUUCCAAGCCAAGCAUAUGCUAGAUGUGAUGAUGUUGCACGCAGAUAUGCUUAAGAUGGGUGUCAUGCCAAAUGCAGUCAUGUACCAUGUUUUGGCAAGGGGUUAUCGAGAAAAUGAACAUCUGAAAUCAGCUCACAGGUGUUCUGAGGAUUCACUUGAUGCAGGUCUUGGGGGUUUUGAAUUAGGAGGACUGAUGCCAGGAUCUUUCUUGUUUACAGGAAGCAACAGUUCUGAGUGAGGACCACACUAAAGUGGUCGGAUGUAAUUUCCUCAGCUGGAAGGUCGACCUUCUUUGAAGGACCUUGGAGACCUUUGAGAGGGCAUACAACAGCCCAUCUCUAUCUUUUGCAGCUUGCAACGUGAUAAGUCAUGUCGACAUUUCCUUGCCAUAUUCUUCUCUCUACCAAAUGGUGUCGCUUAAGCAUGCCACGAUGACUGGUCUUCAACUUUGAGGAGCUGUGGCUGUGCACAUCCGUGGCUUUUUAAUGUGGAUAACUAAAUUCUAAGAGCUACUAAUUAAUCGUGUAAAGAGAAGAAGCUUGACUGAUUUGGCUUGUUUGGAAGAUUUGUGAUAUCAGUCCUGUGCGCUCUGGGCUUCUCCCUUUUCCAAACAUCAGUUCAACGUAUUGCUAAUUUGCUACAGCACAGUAGUAAGUAGUUGGUGUAAUACUAGCGCCUGAAUGGGGUCUUUUGGUGCAAAUGAGGCAAUUAAGAACUCAGAAUUUACAAUACAAAUGAAUACCUUUUGAAGUAUUGUUCUUUCAUCUAAAUGUUAUUGCCAUUCAACU
Alnus glutinosa is the source of this 2702-nucleotide messenger RNA. Its product is annotated as pentatricopeptide repeat-containing protein At5g61400. The transcript has a single exon. NCBI's taxonomy places the organism in Eukaryota, Viridiplantae, Streptophyta, Magnoliopsida, Fagales, Betulaceae. The coding region runs from base 98 to 2152 and encodes 684 amino acids. The record is from RefSeq and is a predicted model, not a curated record. Gene Ontology annotation, molecular function: protein binding.